Sphaeroforma arctica JP610 is the source of this 630-nucleotide messenger RNA. RefSeq lists its product as hypothetical. The transcript has a single exon. Lineage: Eukaryota; Ichthyosporea; Ichthyophonida. The annotation marks the transcript as partial. The record is from RefSeq and is a predicted model, not a curated record.
GCGACCGCAGAGUCACCGUGUCGCUGUGAUAAGGACUACGACGGACCAGAGUCCGAGUACAGGUACGGGAGUGAUGGCGUACAGACGUUUAGUAAACGUAUUGAAGACGGGAUAAAUGUGGCCCAAAGCACGAGCAAACGUACACAGGCGGGGGCUAGUAGUACGGGUGCGAACGACAGCACCAACAUCAACACCAGCACUAGCACGAGCCUCACGGACGAUCCCGGUUUGGCGGCCGUGGUUGAUACCGGGAUGAGGGGGUUGGAGUGGUUUGUGGCGCGCGAGUUGGCGUUGCUGGGAAUAGCACCGCACCUCGCAUACGCGGACACCCUCGACCCCAAAGACACGUCAUCGCCUGGUGACACUCAGCGAGUGGGGGGGUCUUCAAAGGGGACCACAGACGGCACAGCCGAGACAGACGCGGGAGAUCCUAAAAAUAGAACGAAGGGUGCGGCGAUUCCUGGAGUGGAAUCGGGACUGGGCAGUGGCGUAGAGGCGGGGGUGGUUCACAGUGCCACGGGACUUGGAUAUGGUUGCCAUGGCGACGAUGUCAUUGCCUCGGAGAUCAGGUUUCUGCAGAACGAAUUGCGACAACAACACGCAUACAACGAACGUUGCAAGGAAAAGUAA